Syzygium oleosum is the source of this 1382-nucleotide messenger RNA. RefSeq lists its product as uncharacterized. Gene Ontology annotation, molecular function: oxidoreductase activity. Gene Ontology annotation, cellular component: chloroplast. Lineage: Eukaryota; Viridiplantae; Streptophyta; Magnoliopsida; Myrtales; Myrtaceae. The coding region runs from base 10 to 1086 and encodes 358 amino acids. The record is from RefSeq and is a predicted model, not a curated record. The transcript is spliced from 7 exons.
UCGGGAGCGAUGGCUAUGGCGACACGUGUCCCUUCGGCCUUAUCUACGGCACCACCACCACCGCCGUCACCGUCACCGUCGCCGUCAUCACCGUCAUGGGUGGGUCGACGUCAUAAAUUGAGUUCGGUGGUAGCUCGCGUCAUUAAUCGCCGCGGCCAUCGCAGCGGCACCAGCACCAGUCAAAUUGGGGUCUCUCCGUCGCCUUCGCCGCUUCGUUUCGCUUCGCCCGCUGCUUCGCCUUCGUCGCCGUCGCCGUUUCCUUCCUCUUCCUCUUCUUCUUCUUCGCCGAGGAGGCGGUUCCCGACCGUUGCUGCAUCCAUGGCCGGCGCGCCCCCGACGACGGUGCUCAUCACCGGUGCCGGUGGUCGAACCGGUCAAAUAGUUUAUAAGAAAUUGAAGGAGAGGUCAGACCAGUUUGCUGCAAGAGGUCUUGUCAGAACAGAAGAGAGCAAGGGAAAAAUUGGGGGAGCUGAUGAUGUUUAUGUUGGUGAUAUAAGGGAUCCCAGCAGUGUAGUACCUGCAAUACAAGGCACUGAUUUUCUUAUUAUUCUCACCAGCGCUGUUCCAAAGAUGAAGCCUGGUUUUGAUCCCACUCAGGGUGGAGGGCCAGAGUUUUAUUUUGAAGAAGGAACUUAUCCUGAGCAGGUCGAUUGGCUUGGACAGAAAAAUCAAAUCGAUGCUGCAAAAGCUGCAGGAGUAAAGCAAAUAGUUUUGGUUGGUUCAAUGGGCGGAACAAAUCCCAAUCACCCUUUGAACAGCUUGGGGAAUGGAAACAUUCUGGUGUGGAAGAGGAAGGCUGAGCAGUAUCUGGCUGAUUCUGGUAUUCCAUACACAAUAAUAAGGGCUGGAGGCUUGCAAGACAGAGAAGGGGGUAUCCGUGAAUUGAUUGUGGGCAAGGAUGAUGAGAUUCUUGAGACACCAACAAAAACCAUCGCGAGGGAGGAUGUCGCAGAAGUUUGCAUUCAGGCGCUGUUCUUCGAGGAGUCCAAGUACAAGGCGUUUGAUCUGGCCUCGAAGCCCGAAGAUGUCGGUACACCCACAAAAGAAUUUAAGGCUCUAUUUGCCAGUGUGACCACUAAGUUUUAAAAUUGCAAGUGGCCAUAGAUUAAUAGUUGCUCUUUCUAAGUUUAUGGAAAUGGGGAAAGAGAGACAUGGCAAAUAAAAGUAGGUGUACAAGAAUAUGUCUCCACAGAAUGUGUUGCAAGUGUCAAUUCUGUGUGGUCGACUGCAUAUGAUGUGGCCCAAGAAUAUGAUCAAACAACAAAAUUGGGCAUUAUUUACUUGUAAAAACUGCACGUCUAUAUGACUAAUGUGCAGUGGAAGUGGAUAAGGUAAGAAGAUUGAAAUCCUCCUUAAGUGAUCAUGGUCUGUUUCUGAUGCUA